Molecule: messenger RNA, 1398 nt
Organism: Pecten maximus
Lineage: Eukaryota; Metazoa; Mollusca; Bivalvia; Pectinida; Pectinidae
Exons: 2
Coding region: 1-1398 (465 amino acids)
Biological process (GO): DNA replication
Molecular function (GO): DNA-directed DNA polymerase activity; DNA binding; nucleotide binding
Source: RefSeq, a predicted model, not a curated record
AUGGCACAGCGUGGCGGAACUGUGUACGAAUUUCUGGGUUGUUUUUGGUACGGUUGUAGUAAAUGCUUUCCUCUCAAUAGGAAUAUGGUGAAGCUUCAACGUACCAAACAAUCCAUGAACGAGUUAUUUGCUCUCACAAAAAAGAAAGAAAACUAUAUAAGAACUUUAGGUAUAAAUUAUCAUAGCAUAUGGGAACACGAGUUUGAGGAAUUACUGAACACUUGUCAGGAUGCCAAGGUUGUAUGUGACAGUCUCGAUAUCAAGGAGAGACUAGAUCCCAGAGACUCUUUCUUUGGGGGUAGAACUAACACCACAAAGCUACAUAAUAAAGUAAAAGACGAUGAAAAAGUGCACUACGUCGAUUUCACUUCCUUGUACAUCAAUAAAUACGAAAAGUAUCCAAUCAAACAUCCCAUCAUUAUUACACAGGGUUUUAAGGAUAUUUCAGAAUAUUUUGGCAUUGCAAAAGUCACAAUUUUACCGCCAAAGGGCCUUUAUCACCCCGUCUUACCUCAAAAGUUAAACGGGAAGCUUACAUUUGCUCUCUGUCGUACGUGUGCAGAACGAUGCUCUCAGAAACCGUAUCAGUGCCCCGACAGUGAUUGGGCGAUGACUGGCACAUGGUGUACACCCGAAAUCAACAAGGCGGUGGAGAAAGGUUACAAGGUUAUAGAAAUCUUUGAAGUGUACCAUUUUGAUGAAAGUAGUCAAUAUGAUCCUUCCACAGAGGAAGGAGGUCUUUUCGGGGAAUACAUUAAUGUAUUUCUUAAAAUCAAGCAGGAGUCUAGCGAUUGGCCCGCCUGGGUUCAGUCGGAAGAAGACGCUGCCCAGUAUAUAGAGCAGUACUUCAAAAGAGAAGGUAUUCGUCUCAAUCCAGACAAUAUUAGAAAAAACAAGGCCCUGAGAUCUCUCGCAAAGUUACUUCUGAAUUCUUUUUGGGGAAAGUUUGGUCAACGAUUAAACAUGCCACAGACUACAUAUUUUCAUGAGUAUGAGGCCGACAAGUUUUUUCAAUGCUUGUCCGAUAGAACAAAAAUCAUAAAAGAUUUUCACAUCGUAACCGAUGAUACCAUCCAAGUGACUUGGGAGAAUGAUGAGCACUUCAUACUUGAAAACGAUCAAACCAAUAUAUUCGUGGCUAGCAUGACAACAUGCUGGGCUAGACUUAAAUUAUAUGGUAUCCUAGAAAUGCUGGGUAAUCGCGUGUUGUACUACGACACAGAUUCCGUAAUAUAUGUCAGUGGGCAAAGUGACCUUAACCCUGACCUGGGGGAUUAUCUUGGCGAACUGACUAGUGAACUUGACCCAGACGACCACAUCACACACUUUGUAUCCGGGGGUCCAAAGCAGUACUCGUACAUUACAUAUAAAGGAAAAGAAAACAUUUUCGAUUCGUGA